AUGGCUGACAAAGAAAAACAAAAGGUUACUGCAGAUGUAUCCUCAUCAGAGGAAAACAAACUUGAUUUUGCUGGUGUUGCACAACCUGCAACCAGUACCCCCAAAACCACAAAAGAUGGUAACCCUGUUAAAACAGAGGUAUCUGUACCUGCUGAACAUUUACAAAGUGCAAAACCAAAGGUAUCUAUACCUGAUCACAAUGUUCCUUUACAUCUUGGACAAAAGCACAAUCCCUUUGCAAAGUUAGCUUGUAAUUUUGGUGAUACUAGUAGUAGUGGUAGUAAACUACAAAAUACCUUUUAUGAUAAGGAUGGGAAUAGCAUCAACCAGGUGUAUGAGUUUAAUACUAACAUCCCAAGAAUCCCACAAUUCUCGGGUGAUGACCCUCCUCAGAAGGGGGAUGUUUCAUACAAAGAGUGGAGAUUUGAAGUGCAGUGCCUAAUGCGUGACCCUGAUAUAAAAUCAAAUAUUCUGAUACAAAGUAUUAGACGGUCAUUAAGGGGUACAGCAAAAACAAUGUUAAUUCCGCUAGGUGAGAAGGCUGGUGUUAAGCAAAUUUUAGAAAAACUUGACAUUUUGUUUGGUGAAAUUUCCAACAAUGGCAUGAUUAUGCAAGAAUUUUUCAAUGCAUUUCAACUACCAGGUGAGUGUGUAACAGCAUUUGGGUGUAGACUUGAAACAAUGCUACAGAAUGCCAUAGAUAAUGGUUAUCUUGAUCGUGCAUCUAAGAAUGACUUAUUACGGCAUAAGUUUUGGACUUCAUUGAGUUCAGAGAAGCUUAAGUCUCAAACAAGACAUAAAUAUGAUGACAUCAAGAAUUAUGACAAGUUGUUGUUAGAAAUAAGAAGGGUAGAAAAAGAAAUUUUGAUAAGUUCUAGCAUUUCAGAGAAAAAGCCAGUUCAUCAACAUGGUAUGUCAGUAUCUGAAGACUUAGAGGAGAAGUUAAUGGAGAAGAUGAGGAAUAUGGAGACAAAAUUGGAAGGUAAGAUAAAUGACAAGUUCAACCAGAUACUAGAAAAAUUGGAUGGUAGAACAGGUAAUGUAGCAAGUAGACCUACAGAAAACAGAGGUAGAGGCAGUUACUACAGAGGCCGUGGAGUUUGGAGAGGCAACUCUAAUUACUACAGAGGUAAUUCAAAUGACAAAAGGAUUAAUGCUGGUCGAGGUCAAGGACAGAGACGGGAUCAAGGAAAAAGAACAGGUAAUUAUAACCCAAACGAAUAGAGGUCUCUGAUGAAGGCCGACCGGGGACCAUGAUUUCAAGUGAAGGCCAGCAGUUAAAAUGCAAAAUGAUUGGUGAGUCAAAUGAGACUAUU
Saccostrea echinata is the source of this 1316-nucleotide messenger RNA. RefSeq names its product paraneoplastic antigen Ma3 homolog. NCBI's taxonomy places the organism in Eukaryota, Metazoa, Mollusca, Bivalvia, Ostreida, Ostreidae. The transcript has a single exon. Bases 1 to 1224 code for a protein of 407 amino acids. The record is from RefSeq and is a predicted model, not a curated record.